GGUCAUCCAUGCAUUCUGAUUGGUCAAGGGUGUCUUUCAGGUAGAUAUGCUGUGGUCCACAUGCACAUGCUCUACCCCACACACAUACAGACUUUUUUUUUUUUUCUUCUUUUUAAUUUAUUUACAACAAACAAGCAAACAAAAAAAAGUGGGCCAUGCCUGUGCAGUCGAGAAGGUUAUCAAAGUUGCAGACAGAGAGGAAGAAGAGGCUGAGGUUUGCUCUGAUCAUCUGCUGUGUGCUGCUCAUGUUAUUAUUCCUGGCACUGGGACUACACUACAUCAUCAGACACAUAAACUCAAAGUUUUACUUCUGCGCUCAGUCUCUGGCAUUCGUUCCCAUCGUAAAUGCGUGCGAUGGGAAGUUCGACUGUGACGCUGGAGAGGACGAGCUCAACUGUGUGUCCAGCCUGAGGAUCAACACCACGCAUACGGUGAGGUUGAUGGGUGAAAGUUUGAUUCUACAGGUUUUUGCUAACAAUGAAACAUGGAGCACUGUAUGUGCAGACAACUGGAGAACCCAAUACACUCGAUUAGCCUGCCAGCAACUGGGUUAUACACAGAGCCCACGGAGUAUACAAGUUCCCGUGAGGAGUCUGCAUCCUGACCUACAGACUGCGUUCAGUGUCGUCAAUAGCGAAGACCAAGAAGCAAGUGCAAACAUUCAGAAUGUACUCCGUAUGAGAGAUCAGUGUGUGUCUGGCUCGGUAAUAUCGCUGUCCUGCUCAGACUGUGGUGAGGUGGUUGGUGAAGAUCGGAUCCUUGGUGGUAAGGACACAACAAUAGAAUCGUGGCCAUGGCAAGUUAGUGUGCAAUGGGACACGCAGCAUUCAUGUGGAGGAUCGCUAAUCUCGACACGAUGGAUAAUCAGCGCCGCUCACUGCUUCGCUGGAAGAAACAAAGAACUGAGCCAGUGGAGGGUGGUUUUAGGCCAAACCUACAUGACUUCGUCUGGGGCUGUGUCGGUGGAAAGCAUCCUGCUACACCCAGCUUACAACUCUGUGUCGCGUGACUACGACAUCGCCAUGGUCCGACUCGCCUCUGAUGUUCUUCCUGGAGCCUCCAUCCAUCCAGUCUGCCUGCCCCCAUACCAGCUGUCAAUCAUGCCAGGGGAAGAACUUGUUGUGACUGGGUGGGGUGUACAACAAGAGAAGGGUCAUCUGUCAAAUGUUCUGCAGAAAGCCACGGUUCCUUUGAUCGACCGAUCCGUAUGCUCGAACGCGUCCGUCUACGGUUCGGGCGUCACUCCCAGAAUGCUGUGCGCUGGCUUUCUGAAGGGAGGUGUUGAUUCCUGUCAGGGGGAUAGCGGGGGUCCGCUGGUGUUCCUGUCGUCCCGGUGGCAGUUGGUGGGUGUGGUUAGCUGGGGAGGCGGUUGUGCUCGUAAAAACCAACCUGGAGUUUACACUGAUGUCCGACAGCUUCUGAACUGGAUUUACAGCAUCAUGGAUAAAUACCCUUAAGAAGCUUGGAGCUGCAUCUAAUGACACAACAGGACCAUUUGAAGCGUGGUUGUACCUGUACAGUUAAAGAAAUCUUUUACCAAUAUUAGAAUUCUGAAUGUUACCUGGGCUUCUGGGUUCGCGUUAUAGAAACGACGUCAUGUUCGUUGGUUCAUGUGCUCGCUCUCUUUACAUAUUUUAAAGUAAUAUUGGGCAUUUUGGGUGCUGUUUUAAAUUGAAGGUUUUGUUGUUUGUUUUUUUAGUGUUUGUUAAUAUACAGAUCAAAAUGGUCAUGCCUUGUGUUUUAUCACUGUCGUACAGGAAACUUGUGAAAAAAUAAACAAAUGUAUUUCAAUAAAGAGA
Molecule: messenger RNA, 1799 nt
Organism: Ictalurus punctatus (channel catfish)
Lineage: Eukaryota; Metazoa; Chordata; Actinopteri; Siluriformes; Ictaluridae
Gene: tmprss4b
Product: transmembrane serine protease 4b
Exons: 12
Coding region: 156-1457 (433 amino acids)
Biological process (GO): proteolysis
Cellular component (GO): membrane
Molecular function (GO): protein binding; serine-type endopeptidase activity
Source: RefSeq, a predicted model, not a curated record